Molecule: messenger RNA, 2162 nt
Organism: Carica papaya (papaya)
Lineage: Eukaryota; Viridiplantae; Streptophyta; Magnoliopsida; Brassicales; Caricaceae
Source: RefSeq, a predicted model, not a curated record
CCCCGCACCCUUUCCGAACGACAAGUGAGUUUCUAUUUAAACCCCAGUUGGUGUCUCUAGGGUUUCGCUCAAUUUUCUCUCUUGAACAACGUUCCUUCCUUGCAUUAUUGUCCUAUCGACUUCAAGCUUCCGUUUACCAUGUCUUUGAGGCCUAGCGCGAGGACCGAAGUCCGGCGGAGCCGGUACAAAGUGGCGGUGGACGCGGAGGAAGGAAGGAGGAGGAGAGAGGACAACAUGGUGGAGAUCAGAAAGAACCGUAGAGAAGAGAGCUUGCAGAAGAAGCGCCGCGAGGGGUUACAAGCGCAGGCUAUGCCUGCCUCAACUCACACCGCCUCUAUCGAGAAGAAGUUGGAACAUUUGCCAGCUAUGGUUGCUGGUGUUUGGUCAAAUGAUGGCAAUCUGCAGCUUGAGGCAACCACGCAUUUUAGGAAGCUACUCUCAAUUGAACGUAGCCCUCCCAUUGAAGAAGUUAUACAAGCUGGUGUUGUUCCUCACUUUGUUGAGUUUCUUAUGAGGGAGGAUUUUCCACAGCUUCAGUUUGAGGCUGCAUGGGCUCUUACAAAUAUUGCGUCUGGUACAUCUGACAACACUAAAGUUGUAAUUGAUCAUGGUGCUGUUCCAAUUUUUGUGAAACUUCUUGGUUCUCCUAGUGAUGAUGUUCGUGAGCAGGCUGUCUGGGCAUUGGGAAAUGUAGCUGGUGAUUCUCCUAGAUGCCGUGACCUUGUUCUGGGACAUGGAGCAUUGCUUCCUUUACUUGCACAAUUGAACGAGAAUGCGAAGCUCUCUAUGUUGAGAAAUGCUACCUGGACACUUUCAAAUUUUUGUCGGGGCAAGCCCCAGCCUGCAUUUGAUCAGGUUAAAACUGCACUUCCAGCUCUUGCACGUCUUAUUCAUUCCAACGAUGAAGAAGUCUUGACUGAUUCAAGCUGGGCACUCUCGUAUCUGUCUGAUGGUACUAAUGAUAAAAUCCAGGCUGUAAUUGAGGCAGGUGUUUGUCCACGGCUUGUGGAGCUUUUACUCCACCCAUCUCCUUCAGUGCUUAUUCCUGCUCUUCGCACAGUUGGAAAUAUAGUUACUGGGGAUGAUAUGCAAACUCAGUGUAUCAUAAGCAAUAAUGCACUGCCUUGGCUGCUGAACCUGUUGACCAAUAAUCAUAAAAAGAGUAUCAAGAAGGAAGCUUGUUGGACAAUCUCGAAUAUCACAGCUGGUAACAAGGAACAGAUUCAGGCUGUAAUUCAGGCUGAUAUAAUUGCACCACUUGUUCAUCUGCUUCAAACUGCUGAGUUUGAUAUCAAGAAAGAGUCUGCCUGGGCAAUAUCAAAUGCUACAUCUGGUGGAACUCAUGAACAAAUCAAGUUUCUUGUUGACAAAGGUUGCAUCAAGCCCUUGUGUGAUCUUCUGAUCUGCCCUGAUCCAAGGAUUAUUACAGUCUGUUUAGAGGGACUUGAAAACAUCUUGAAGGUUGGAGAAGCUGACAAGAACUUGGGCAACAGUGGAGGUGUGAAUCUCUAUGCUCAAAUGAUUGAAGAUUCUGAAGGGUUGGAAAAAAUUGAGCAGCUACAGUCUCAUGACAACACUGAGAUUUAUGAGAAGGCUGUGAAAAUUCUAGAGACAUAUUGGUUGGAGGAGGAAGAUGAGAUAAUGCCUCCAGGCGAGACGGGUCCGUCUGGGUUUAGCUUCGGGGGAAAUGAGAUUCCUGCAGUUCCUUCUGGUGGAUUCAGUUUCAGCUAAAGGAGUUGGGUAUCAGGUCAAGAAUCUUGUGCAUACUGUAGGCCAGUAUCGGGGUAUUAAGGUCAAGCAUCUUCUCCUCGAUAAGUACAGGUCCUGUUUUGUCCACUUGGCUUGGUUUUUCAACAUAGGCCAAACACAUAUGGUGCUGCAAGGCAGAUGGAUUUGGUUGGUGUUGUCAGGGUAUUCAUAUGCGGUCACAACAAAUUUAGGAGCCAAAGGUUAAGUGAGCUAUCGAUGGAGGUGCGCUAUCGCAAAACUCAACGGUCAAUUGCAUUUAGUGUACUGUACAAUCGGGUCUAAUGACAAGUUUUUUUUUAUUUUUAUUUUUUAAACUGUUGUGGCUGGGUGAUUUUGGCACUUCCUAGUAAUCCCUUGCCUAGGAAAAAUUGGUUCAUUCUUUUUGGUGUAUCUGUUUGCUUUUGCCCCUGUUC